GAGAAGAUGCCGUUCCACCAUGUGACGGCAGGGCUGCUCUACAAGGGGAACUACCAGCGCUCGCUGUCCGACAGUGACAGUGAUGUGCUGGCCAGCAUCUCUGUUGAGGAGCUCGAUGAGAUCCGGGAGGCGUUUAAGGUGCUGGAUCGUGAUGGAAAUGGGUUCAUUUCCAAACAGGAGCUGGGUAUGGCCAUGCGGUCUCUGGGGUACAUGCCCAGUGAAGUGGAGCUGGCCAUCAUCAUGCAGAGACUAGACAUGGAUGGUGACGGGCAGGUUGAUUUCGAAGAGUUCAUGACGAUUCUCGGUCCAAAGCUCUUGUCAUCUGAGACGAGAGAAGGCUUCCUCGGCAGCACAAUAGAUACCAUCUUCUGGCAGUUCGACAUGCAGAGGAUCACCCUGGAGGAGCUGAAACACAUCCUGUUCUACGCCUUCCGUGACCACCUGACCAUGAAGGACAUUGAGAACAUCAUCAUCAACGAGGAAGAAAGCCUGAAGGAGAACUCCGGGAACUGUCAGACGGAGUUUGAGGGAGUUCAUCCCUCAAAGAAGAACCGUCAGACGUGCGUGAGGAAGAGCCUCAUCUGCGCCUUCGCCAUGGCUUUCAUCAUCAGCGUCAUGCUCAUCGCAGCCAAUCAGAUGCUGAGGAACGGCAUGGAGUAGCCGUGGCCACUGUGAGCUGGGAAUAAACCAGCCUGCAUGUGCAUGCCAGUGGGUGAGCUCACGUCCCUGCUGAUAGGAAAAUAACUACCGAGAAAGAACAAGACUCAAAAUAACCAUCAACGAAACUUGUUUUUAAACUUGUUUAUAGUUUUUCUUUUUUCUUCGAACAAGGGGCACGUCUCCAAUCCAAUGUCUAAUAAAACCAUGAAGCCAGCAUGAGGGGUCAUGCAGGACUCCUCCCCCUUUACUCUGACAGGGACACUCAAGGGCUGACAUUACAUACUGUCGUCUCUGUUUCCCUGAUGCAAUAAAAAAAUGUUGAAAAAAAAAUGAGUGCAGGAGUUAAGAGCUGCUGGCUUUUUCCAGCAGAUGAGAUGUGUCUGCUGAUCUGUCACCCACCAGGAGUCUGAUGAGCUACCAGGGCUGCAGUCUGGACCCCAACAGGGAACCAGAAGAAGGAACAAUUGCCCUCAUAUUGCAGUUUCUGAAAGGCAGAACUCACCACCGCUGAAGCAGAAGAUCUGUACGCAUCAGAGCAGAGGAAGUCCUCGAGGUGCUACGAUACUUCAACUUUUCAACCCCCUGUGAGCUGCUAUGAGGUGCUGGCAUCACUUCAUCAGCCAAGCAGUGAAAACCUUAAAUGGUAACUCCAGGCUUACGUUUUGCCAUGAAUGAACACGAAAGCUUGAAAAAUAUGGCUUUGGAUAACUUCUUCCUCCUGGACACUGAUGGGUGAAGACGGUGCAGAGUGUGAAGAAUAGGAAAAAAAUCCACCCUUUAAUGCUUUCACACUACAUACAUCAUAUUAUAUAUCCUCUGUCUGUGGUGUUCAGUGGACAUUUUUCCCCUCUUGGUUUGUUUUAUGUUCCUACAUUUCCUAAAAUUACCUUGUACAUCCUCUAGAGACUAAUGUCAGCACAUUGCAUUCAGCAGUUUCUCAAUAUGUAGGUGAGACAAAUGAGGAUAAUAGUAACAGCAAAAUGGUUUCUAGUUGAGAAAUCAUGAAUUGCAUCUUCUAAUCUGAUUAUAGUAAAUCUUGUGGCUUAGAUAACAGAGUUCCUACCUGCAUCUCUCCUGAUGGUUUUAGUAUUUCAUCAUGAGGGACUGGUACAAAAACCCUAACGUGGGGUUUUAAAUACCUGAGCAUUUUGCUGCUUUCAAACUCAACUGGAAAUAAAUGUGAUGUGACAUCUUCACCAGUAGUGCGUGAGAAAAAGAAAAAUGCACUAAACUGUAAAAUUAGGAAUAGAAGGCAGAUGACUACCAACAGAGGAGCUUUGAACAGUGUUGAAGUCUUUUAGGGUGGAUCUUUUUUUGGUGUUUUAUCUUUCCAGUUAGCAUAAAUCGAGUUAAUAAAUUAGAACUUUGUGCUGUGAAAAGUUGCAUCCCUGUUUCUCGUUUAGAUUGUUCAACAGUUCUAAAAAUUCUUGUUUUGAUUUGACUUUUCUGUUGGUUUUGACAUUUCUAUUGAUACACAUUACUGUUCAAAAGUUUGGGGUCACUUAGAAAUGUCUUUAUUUUUGAAAGAAAAGCUUUUUUCCCAAUGAAGAUAACAUUAAAUUAAUCAGAAAUAUAGUCUAGACAUUGUUCAUGUGGUAAAUGAGUAUUCUAGCUGGAAACGGCUGAUUUUUAAUGGAAUACCUCCAUAGGGGUACAGAGGAACAUUUCCACAAACCAUCACUCCUGUGUUCUAAUGCUGCAUUGUGUUAGCUAAUGGUGUUGAAAGGCUCAUUGAUGAUUAGAAAACCCUUGUGCAAUUAUGUUAGCACAUGGAUAAAAGUGAGUUUUCAUGGAAAAUGUGAAAUUGUCUGGGUGACCCCAAACUUGUGGACGAUAGUUUAGAUGUAAUGAAAGUGUAUGCAAAGUUAAGGCACACUUAAAUUCAUUGUCUGUUUUAUUAACUUUUCAAUUCUUUUGUUUACCUUUUUUAAUCCUGUCCUCUUUACCCAUCCAGGUGACUCUUGAGUUUAAUGGAUUUGUUUUGACCAUCCUUCAACCAAAGAGCAACUGAAAUGAUUAGGUAGUUUAUCAACUGUUCUGAUAAUUCCUUAAUGUCUGUUCUAUCUAUAAAUUCUCAAUGUCAAUUAGCAAUAUUUGACUGAUUUCUAACUUUCUGCACACACCACCUUGGAUUUGGAACAUUUAUUGCUAUUUCUGACACCCUAUGAACUGAACAUUUAGUUAUUUGAUGAAGAAAAAAACUCUCCGGAUGAAUCGAUGCUGAAAAUAUUUCUUAGUUGCAUCCCUUGUAGUUGCUAUGAAGGAGUGUAGUUAUAUACACACGACAUGUACUGUGGGUUUGCUGCCUAUAAUAGGAUAUAAAACUCAAUUUUGAAGCCUUUUUAUGUUGCAUGAUAGAAGCCAUGUGUAGACCAUAGAUAAGGAGAUCACGUCCCUCCACUUAAAAAAAUAAAUAAAUUACAGUACAACCAACACUGCAGUAAGUCACAGGGUGCCCAAACCUUCUCACAGUACUCAAUAAUUUACAGACCUGACACACUGAAUGCCCUCUGAGAUCGGCUCUCAACUCCUACACUGACUUUCAUCUCGUUAAACCCCACCAGGGGGUCAGAAGCACCCAUAUUAUCAAGUGCAUGCGAUCAAGUCAGUGUCUCCUGUAAAUACUGUAACCACGUCUCCAGUGUCUCCAGUGUCUGUUGAGGUGUACAGUAUCUGUGUGUGUGCAUGACUGUCGGUGCUCUCUGCUCACUCGGGUUCAGAGGUGCAGAGAAGGAGCUCAGCAGGCAGACGGGCUGCUGCUUUAUCACAAACACGGCAGACGCAGGCGCUUUAGGCCCUUUCUGUUUCCUCUCAGCCCUCUUGCCAAAGCCAUAGAACUCCGCAGAGACCAACCGGACAACACAGUAUUGACGUUUUUCCUUGUUCCCACAUGGAAACACAAGAUCAAACGGGCAUUUUCUGGCAGAAAUAUGUAUAUCAUGUCGGACCUGGUUUGUUCCUGUUUUUGUGUUUUUUGCACUGUACCUGCCAUCCAUUCCAAUGAAGUGACAAGAGGGGUUGUAGGUUUGUGCAAUAGUGCCAUCUAGAGGUGAAGUGAGAUCACAUCUUUCCAUGCUGUUGUCCAUCACAGUGUUUUGUGUGUUUCUCACUCUUUUAAACACUAUGGGAAUGUGUUGUCUGGCAGGACUCAGCAUUAUAUUCACAAUGUCUGGAAAUUGUUGAUAUUAAAUGUUAAAAUUUGAGGAUUUUUAUCUAUAUUGUAUAGGUUGACUUUGAUCUACCAACACUGCAGGUAGAGAAACACUUGUAUGCGAAACACAUAUUUAAACAGUGUAUUUAUUAGGAAUAGAUGUCUUGCCUAUGGCAGAAAAAGUCAUUUUGAACCUGUAAAAGGUUUCAUUCACAGAUGGUUUCUAAAUAUUGCAUUUUGAAGACUGAAUACAAAGCACUUGUGCAAAAGCAGUCUUGAAAACCUUGUAGGUCACACUGGUUUUGAUUCAAAUUUGUUUUUUUAAUUUUUUAUCUGUUGAUCCUGCAGUAUUGGUGUAAAUUUCCUACCAAACUCACAACCAGUCACUGCUGGAAAAGUGUUUUAUCAUUAAUUUGUUAUUUGACAAGAACUUUGUCUUUUAAAUUUUGCUUUCAUUUGAUAUUUUGGGGGGAUUUUGAGUUACAGUAACUGUUUUUACAGUUUGGCUUAAAUUAAACUGCCCCCACCCUUGCAGAAUGACUGCAAUGUCUCGAUGACUGAAGUGGAGUUUUGUUAUGAAGGGGACAUGCACAGCGUCUCUUCAGUAGCAUGGUGGUUGGAUCUCACAAUUUCUUUUUCUUUUUUUUUGGUUAUGUAACUUUGUACAUAGCUAAUAAGACAAUAUAUCUAUUAGACAAGCACAUACUAUACAUACUUUGCACGUGCAAUAUUUAAACAUGUAGACUAGAGAGUGACUUUCAGUUGUGCUAUUUAUUGGAGGCAUAAUAAUUAUGGAGUUGUAAAUAUGGUAAUCUGUACAAAAGUCAAAGGAUUAAGAACUGUUGCAAUAAAAAAGUGUUUUUUUAAAA
Molecule: messenger RNA, 4680 nt
Organism: Acanthochromis polyacanthus (spiny chromis)
Lineage: Eukaryota; Metazoa; Chordata; Actinopteri; Pomacentridae
Gene: caln1
Product: calneuron 1
Molecular function (GO): calcium ion binding
Source: RefSeq, a predicted model, not a curated record